Molecule: messenger RNA, 1935 nt
Organism: Conger conger (European conger)
Lineage: Eukaryota; Metazoa; Chordata; Actinopteri; Anguilliformes; Congridae
Gene: tbc1d7
Product: TBC1 domain family, member 7
Exons: 8
Coding region: 303-1187 (294 amino acids)
Biological process (GO): activation of GTPase activity; negative regulation of TOR signaling
Molecular function (GO): GTPase activator activity
Source: RefSeq, a predicted model, not a curated record
GAAUAUAAUACACAUAUCGUAGGUCUUCAACACAAUCAGCUAAGAAAUAAUUCAGGGAGACAUACACAUAUAUGUCAAGGAGACAUGUAUGCUUGCCGUAUUAAAAGUGUUGGUGCUUAGUAACGAAAAACGAGAGAGACCACAGAGACACCAAUACUAUUCAACUUAAUCGUGUCCGUGCUCCGCUCCAGCCAUAUGUUACGCCGAUGUUGCAGAUGAGAUUGAGCUGAUAGUACUUGGACGCCAUCUUUUUACACUUCUCUUCUCUGGACUUGACCCCUGUAUUCCAUGAAGCAAAAAUCAUGGCGGAGGACCCUCAGAGGAACUUUCGCUCAGCCUAUUACGAGAAAGUAGGGUUUCGCGGAGUUGAGGAGAAGAAAUCUCUGGAAAUUCUUCUAAAAGACAACCCUCUAGAUGUUGAAAAGCUCUGCACGUUCAGCCAGCGAUUCCCUCUCCCGUCAAUGUACCGCGUUCAUGUUUGGAAGGUGCUCCUCGGCAUCCUGCCCCCCCACAGCGAGUCCCAGGCCCUGGUGGCAGGGUACCGGCGUGAGCAGUACACGGACGUGCUGCAGGCCCUGCAGGUGAUGCGCUUCCUGCACGCGGCCACGCCCCAGGUGGAGGUGUACCUGCGCAUGUUCCAGCUGGAGGGCCAGGAGCUGCCCCGCCUCUCCGAGCUCACGCCACCGGAAGAAGAGGAUGAGGAUUUCCUGGCCAUAGCCAAAGCCAUGGAGGAGAUAGUGGAGGACCCUGUGGACUGCUAUUGGCUGAUAAAGUGCUUUGUCAACCAGUUCAACAACAAGUUUGGAGACUCAAUACCACACCUGCCCAAGAGUCUGGAGCACUACCUGAGCCAGGAGGACGGCCGGCUGCUGGCGCACCUGAAGGCCUGCGGCGCCCUGCGGAGGCUCCCGCACAGCCUGUGGUUCCGCCGCUGCUUCGCCGGCUGCUUCCCCGAGUCCAGCCUGCAGAGGGUUUGGGACAAGGUGAUCAGCGGCUCCUGUAAGAUCCUGGUGUUUGUCGCCGUGGAGGUCCUGCUGAGCUAUAAGAUCAUGCUGAUGGCCAUGAACAAGCCGGAGGCCAUCGUCCAGUUCCUGAGCAGUAUGCCGCAGGAGAACACGGACGCCAUCGUGACCAAAGCCAUCGACCUGUGGCACAAGUACUGCGGGACGCCGAUGCACUCCGUGUAGCCAUGGCGACCCCCUGUACCCAGCAUGCACCGUGCCUCUGCCUGCGCCGUGCCUGACAGGGGCAGUGAAAAUAUCCCGGAGCACCGGUUUACACCUCCGACUCACGAGCUCUGGGCCAAACUGUUUGACGUGUGUGCAGAGCUGGCCGUCCUGCUGCUGCUGAGGUGGACGUGGUGUUACAUACGUGUUUAAUAUGUGUACGUGAUGUGUACAGAUUAUUAUUUAUUGUCUGAACUCUCACCUUCAUCUAUGGCGCCUGACACAGCUGCCCUCACAUUGUGAUAUCAUGCACCCUGGAUGUUUGUUGCAGAGAUUCAGGGUUAAGAUCAUUGUGACAUCAUACACCCUGGAUGUUUGCUGCAGAUAUUCAGGGUUAGGAACCUCACCUCUGGACACCAUGAGCAGCUGCUGGCCUACAAGCCCCCUGCUCCUCCAGUUACGUCACACCGCUGUGAAGUAUCGGUAGCCAGGAGGCAAUCUGUCAGUUACGCAACCCAGUGCAACUCUACGCCCUCCUCCGUGACGGGAGCAGCCGGGACUGCUGACCCCAGCCCGACCCCGCUGGGACAGACUGCCUCUCCGUCUGCGUCAGACACGGACUAUCGCCUUUCCGCUCGAGCGCCCGUAACCGCGGCAUCCCGCUACAGCCGCCCCGCGCCCCAGCUCGCGCCCCGAAGGCUGGAGGGGAUUUAGAGAACGUCCGCAGUGAAGUGAUCACUAAUACAAAUAUUAAAUAUUCAUGCCUGCU